Molecule: messenger RNA, 2125 nt
Organism: Lucilia sericata (common green bottle fly)
Lineage: Eukaryota; Metazoa; Arthropoda; Insecta; Diptera; Calliphoridae
Product: coiled-coil domain-containing protein 174
Exons: 1
Coding region: 101-1858 (585 amino acids)
Cellular component (GO): nucleus
Source: RefSeq, a predicted model, not a curated record
UAAAAAAAACAAAUUUGUUUUGGUUUUUGUGUUUUUUGGUGGCAAACGUUUAAUUUCCUUUUUAAUAAUAAAAUAAGGAAUAAUUAAUAAAUAAACAAACAUGAAUGAUCCGAAUAAAGUUAUAAAUGUGAAUCUUUCCUCGCUGCUUAGUUUAAAAGCAGAAUUGUUGCGCAAACAGGCCGAAGUGAACAAAGCAAAAGUGGCCCAAAGUGCAACGUCCAGCAGUAAAAAACAGGAAGAAUACACCUCUCAUAAGCAACAAAACCAAUCAGCAAUUGAUUAUGACGACACCAUCACUUCAAAGAAAAAGGAUAAAAAGAAACGUGUUAAAGAAAUAGAAAAUCACAAGGAAGCCACCGUCUAUGAGCAUGAGGAUUCGGUUUUGCUGGAAAAAUCUCAAAAAGUUUUGGAAGCAAAAGCAAAAUUUUAUGAACGCAUGCAAAAAUCAGGAGGAAAAUUAAAUUCCGAUGAUAAUUGUCUAGUUAUGUUUAAUAAAAAGAAACAAGAGGAUGCACCUCAAGCUCCAACAAGUUUAGAGACACCUUAUAGCUGUAGUGAUGAUAGUAGCGAUAGUGAUCAUGAUACCGACGAUGAAUGGGUAGAAUAUACUGAUUGUUUGGGUAGAACUCGUACCUGUUUGAAACGUGAUUUAGCGGAAGCCAAAAGAAAAGAUGAACAAUUGGCCGCCAGUAUGCCAGAAAGAUUGGAUCAAACCAAAGCUAAUUGGAUGAUAGAUACUGUAGGUAAUAAAUCACUGCAGGAAGAGAGCGAAGACAAUGAUGACGAUAUGAUAGGACCUCUGCCACCACCUUCAGUAUUCAAUGAUGGUCUUUCUACUAUGUCAAAGCUUGAGGAACAAAAAGUCAAUUGGGAACGCAAAGAACAGGAAAAUUUGGAAAAAACCGAUGUACAUUAUCAAGAUGUGUUUUUCGAUGAAGCGAGACAGCAUGGUGUAGGCUAUUAUGCCUUCUCCACCGAUGAGGAAGAGCGUAAGAAACAGCAAAGAGAAUUGGAAAAGGCGAGACAACAAACCCUAGAAGAACAAAAACGCCGAGAAGCUUUAAAAGAACAAAGGGAGAAAAUAAUAGCGGAAAGAGUGUUGGCAGCAAAAAAUAGGCAAAGAGCUAGAUUAGGUUUGCCACCGUUGGAAAAAGACGAAGAAAGUGAAAAGAAAGAACAUACAGAAGAUAAGCCUGCAGAAACCAAAGAAGAACGCAAAGCACGCAAGAAAGCAGAAAAACUUGAAAAGAAGAAACUUAAAGAAGAAGAGGAACGCGAAAGGGAACGUCAGAAUCAUAUACGGCCUUGGGACAAAGAAAAAGAAGGAGUAGCACCACAACAUGCCAACAAUACGCAGGAGGCAGAAGAGGAGUGGCAAUAUAAACCCGAAAAAGAACCCAUGACCCAAGAACAAUGGAAUGAAUAUAAACGUAAUGAACGUAUAAACGAAUUUGCACCACCACCACCAGCUCAGGAUAAGCCUUUAAAACGUACAAAUUUCAAGAGUGCAUCAAACAUAUACCCAAACACAAACUACAAUAAUGUACCACCUGCCGAAAUUGAUACUGGUUUCUCUAAGUAUCAAAGCUCAAAGAAAUCUAAAACAUUUAAAAGACGUAGUUAUGCUGAAACAACACAAACACCAGAAGAAGACUCUCCUAGCACCUCCAAGACGGGUGUAUGUAUACCUCCACCCUCCAAUUUGGAAGAUUUUCAUUUACCCUCACACAAUAAAAAACCCAAAACAUCUUAUGAACUGGAAAAAUCUAUUGAAGCUGGUCUAAGAUUUUUGCGCAAUAACUGUGAUAAGGAAAUUCCUGCUACCAAAUCUUCCUGGACAGCAAAGGCCGAUUAUUAAGUACUGUUAUGAAAUGAAAAUAAAACUCUUAUAAGGUAUUUAUGCUUUUUUAUUAAUAGUUUAUUAUUUUUAAAUCUUUUGGCUAUAUAAAUUACAAAUUUAUUGUCUGUAUAAAGAUAUUUAAAUUGUAAUUUAUAUUUUACUUUUUUUAACAUUUAUAGAAGAACGAACAUCUUUUGUAUUAUAAUAAAAUGUUAUCAUUUUGUGGCUAAAUUUGUCACAUAAGUAAUAGUAACUAAAAGAUCGAAAAUAUGUAAAUUAAAAAAA